AUCCAGACAUCAAUAAUUAAUUGGUCAAUAGUUAUUGGAUGGAACUCGGCAGCAGUUUGAUUCACGAUUGCGGCACUGAUAUUUGAACGAGAAAGAGUCCGUGUCAUGAAGUAUUGCUUUGCAUACCUGGCCUUAGUGGGCGUGGCCUUGCUGACAUGCGCAGUGGCUCAGAAUGCUGAUGAUUAUGCUCGUUUGAGAAAAUCCCUGUUUACAGAUUACGACCAAGAACUUCUGCCUAGAUAUGGCGAGGUGAACCGUGUGGAUAUGGCGAUGACAUUAAUCAAACUGCGUGGACUGGAUAUUUUCAAGGGAACUAUCAAUAUGAACGUCUGGCUGGCAGUGAAUUGGAUUGAUCCGAGAUUAUCUUGGAAUCCCGCAGAUUAUGGAAACAUCCACGAGAUUCAUAUCCGACCAUCUGAGAUAUGGGUACCUGAUAUAUCGCUUUACGACAGCGAUUCACCGCUUCAUGACUUAGUGACAGAAGCUUUGGCCAUAAUAGUCUCUUUUGGCGGGAUAUACAACUAUCCUCCCUUGCAGCUGGAAACGACGUGUACGAUGGAUUUGAAAGACUACCCCUACGAUCAACAUGAAUGCAGUAUGAAGUUCGGAUCAUGGUCCUAUUCAAACACAACAAUAACCGUUCAUCCGAUAUUCGACACCAUCGACUUGUCAGAGACUAAUCCGGAUGACCAUCCGAUCUGGGAGAUCGUCGACUCAAAGGUCACGCGUGAGGCGUUUGCCUACCAGUGCUGUCCUGCCUCUUACGACAGUGUUACGUUCUCCGUAUUGGUACGUCGACGAGAGACUCACGGUCGUAUCGCAUCUUCUGUCAUCACGACAUGGCUCAUCCUCAUAGUCUUCUUGAUCGGACCGUCGUCGGCUGGGAAACGGAUCAUAUUCGCAGGGCUCAUCUUUGUCGCAUUGGUGGUGCUCUCUGCAGCUGUUAGUGCCGAGGUUCCCGCCUAUUCGACGACCAGGCUUGGUCGGUUCAUCAUCGGCGGAAUGCUCAUCGUCGCUCUCGUCAGUAUUUACAAUGGCCUCGUCUACCGCUGCUACCCCAAGGAAAAGCCAGGGCAGCUUGUUGAAGGAGACAGCUCAACUCGAUCACGGACAUUCGUCAUCGUCGAUGUCGCGGCUUGCGUUUGUACUGCCAUCAUCCUCGGCAUUUCGACAGGCGCCCUCUUUGUCUAAAGGCAAUCCAGUGUAAUCUUCGGUCAUGAUUAUGAUCAAAAUGUGAAAUUCUAUUAAGCCUAUAGCAAUGUUGAAGUCACUGACGUAAUUUUUUUUAUUUGCAUUUAGGUUAUGAUAGGUGGUAGGGUAACAAAAUCUUAUUUUAGACAGUCAAAGAAUUUUCAUUAUAUAAACAAAAAAUCAACAACAAACAAUAUUUCCAAUUGCUCUUUUGUUUGAUGUCACUGAAUAGUGGCUGG
Molecule: messenger RNA, 1430 nt
Organism: Lytechinus variegatus (green sea urchin)
Lineage: Eukaryota; Metazoa; Echinodermata; Echinoidea; Temnopleuroida; Toxopneustidae
Product: neuronal acetylcholine receptor subunit alpha-2-like
Exons: 8
Coding region: 106-1191 (361 amino acids)
Biological process (GO): chemical synaptic transmission; signal transduction; nervous system process
Cellular component (GO): synapse; membrane; neuron projection
Molecular function (GO): neurotransmitter receptor activity; extracellular ligand-gated monoatomic ion channel activity; transmembrane signaling receptor activity
Source: RefSeq, a predicted model, not a curated record